Messenger RNA from Aspergillus versicolor CBS 583.65, 3229 nucleotides. RefSeq names its product putative C6 transcription factor. The record is from RefSeq and is a predicted model, not a curated record. The transcript has 2 exons. NCBI's taxonomy places the organism in Eukaryota, Fungi, Ascomycota, Eurotiomycetes, Eurotiales, Aspergillaceae. Bases 433 to 2835 code for a protein of 800 amino acids. Gene Ontology annotation, molecular function: DNA-binding transcription factor activity, RNA polymerase II-specific; DNA binding; zinc ion binding. Gene Ontology annotation, biological process: DNA-templated transcription; regulation of DNA-templated transcription.
UAAGAAUUGACUCGAUGGUUUGAUGUCUCGACUCGAUCUGAGGGCCUGACAGCCAAUCCCUUAGUCAGCGGAUAGGCAGUGCGGGGGCCUGAUCGCAAAGUGAACCAACCAAUAAACACGAGCCCCCACUAUGAGCUCGUCGUGCCCAGGCGAUCUCCAGAACCCACUUCCACUUCUGCCUUUGUUCCAGCCUUCCAGAGUUGACGGAAACACCGAGGACGCCGUCUAGACCUUGAAGCUACCUGCCUGCAAGGAGCACCUCGUACUGAAGAAUGCUGGUGAACUGCUGAGUUCCGCCUGGUUGGCUCUUUUCGCUCUCUUCUGGAUCUUUCCCUCUUCUCUCUUCUGUCCCCCGCUUCCACCCCCAGCAGCCCUUACAUUGACGAUGUGGCACGGCGUGGAAGCUGUCACAUCCUCCAUCGCCUAGUCGCCAUGUCGUUCUCGCCGCCAAUUCAGCCUGCACCGGAAUUCGGAACCCACAGCUCAACCUCCACAUCGUUUACCCAGGGCGAAGGAAGCGAGAACCCCCCUCCUCCAGCCUCUCAUAAGCAUGCAUCUCAAGAUGCUCUGGCUCUACGGAGCUGCAUCACCUGUCGCCGAAGGAAGGUCCGCUGCGACAAAAGGUCCCCGUGUUCGAAUUGCGUCAAGGCGGGCAUUGAAUGCAUCUUCCCCCCGCCAGGCCGCGCGCCGCGCAAAGUGAAGCGGCAGCCAGCUGAAAAUGCAGAGCUGCUAACGCGGCUGCAGCAACUCGAAAAUAUAGUCGAGGCCGCUAUGACAAACUCCAAUACUCAAGCUACGCCGUCGCCCCCUCAACAACGUGGCGACCCGCCUGCUAGGCCUCAGCCUUCUCGUCAUGAAGAGGGUGAGGGUGGAUGUCCAGUUGCUGCCGCGGGCGCGGCGGGGCAAAUGCCAUCGUUGGAGCACGAGUUCGGAAGACUCGUUAUUGAAGAUAAUCGGAGCCGAUAUGUGAGCAAUCGGUUUUGGGCAAGUCUUGGAGAUCAGAUCGAGGAAUUGCAGGAUAUUCUUGACCAUUCGUCUUCUGAUGAAGAGGACCACUCCUCACCAGGGUCAUCUUCUAGCUACUCUACGCCUCAUGAUGGAAUGCUCUUUGGCUUCUAUUCUCUUGCCCGCUCUCUCCGAAAUUUCCACCCGCUCCCGGGUAAAGUUCCGGUGCUAUGGGAAAUUUACGCGGAGAAUGUCAAACCGUUACUGCCCGUGGUUCAUGGCCCCGCAGCCCAUCAACUGUUCACAACAGCUGCGCGGUCCCCAGAUGCUUUGGAUAAGAACAAUGAGGCCUUGGUACUCGCUAUGUACUUCGCAGCAAUCGUCAGCAUGUCUCCUGAGCAGUGUAUGGCUGAGUUAGGAGAAGCCCGUGACACCCUAGUCGGCCGUUAUCGGUUCGCUGUGGAGCAAGCACUGUCCAAAGCUAAUCUGUUGAACACCCAAACCCUGACAUUGAUGCAGGCUGCAGUGAUCUUUUUGAACGCUGUUCGCCGAGACGAUGACACUAAGUUCGUCUGGUCAAUGUCAUCCCUUAUACUUCGCCUGGCACAAGGACUCGGUUUACAUCGGGAUGGAAACAAUUUUAAUUUAAGGCCUUUUGACGCUGAAAUGCGCCGGAGACUGUGGUGGCACGUUGUUCUACUUGACCUUCGAUCUUCCGAGGACCAUGGGACUGAUGUGCAAAUCCACGAUCGAAUGUUUGAUACCAGACUUCCCUUAAAUAUCAACGAUGACGACAUUUCUCCCUAUAUGAAAGAGCGACCGAAGCCGAAAGUAGGUUUUACCGACAUGACCUUCUUCCUCGUGCGGUGCGAUAUCUGCUAUGCUCUUCGAAGGGUGGCCUAUACAUGCCCAAAUACUAGCGGAGCUGUUUCAGGACCCACUCCGGAAAACUGCGGCAAUGUAGUACAAACUGUGAAUAUGCACAUCGAAGAGCAAUAUCUGAAACAUUGCAACAUGUCAGAUCCGAUACAGUGGAUUAGUGCGACAGUUGCGCGCCUAGUUCUCACGAAAAUGUGGCUUGUGAUACACCACCCGAUAACACGCCAGGAUCUUGAAUCGCAAAUCAGCCAUGAGUCUCGGGAAAGCUUAUUUAUUACAUCCAUUGAGGUUACCGAGUUUUCUCGUUUAAUCAAAGAAGACGAGAACACAAAGAAGUGGAGCUGGAUGUUUGAUGCGUAUAUGCAGUGGCACGCUAUCGCCAUGGUGCUGGCUGAACUCUGCGUGCGCCCAUUGAGCCCUCUGACGGAUCGUGCAUGGAUCGCGGUGACAACUGUUUAUGACGAUUGGCUACGGACCGCUAAACAGCGGAAAGGGAUGCUUUGGAGGCCACUUGCCAGACUUAUGAAACGAGCAGGUGCCCUGAGAAAGAAGCAACUAGAAGAGCUAGCGGCUCAUGUUGAAAAUCAGCAAGCCGCUGCCCGAAGCGCAAUACCUGUUUCCGCACAGUAUGACCGGCCUUCUAUAGGAUCGCCUUUCUCGUCGCAUUUUCCGGAACAUUCAAGGUUGGUAGCUGCGGCGCCGCCGAUGGAUUGGGAUCCGUCCCAAGGCCCACUGGACUUUGAUAUCACACAGGGUCCUAUGGGUGCGAUCCAAUCACUGUUUCCAGAAGGCAACUUCUUUGCCAUUCCUGCGAGCCUUAGCUCAACAGCACCACAAACUCAAGCGAAUAUGAAUGUUCCCAUAUCCAUGUCUAAUGAACAAAUGGCCGGCAUCCCACUAGAACCUUCUAAUCCAGCGGCCAAUUUUCCGGAAUGGGACCAGGUGCUGCGGGAGUUCCAGCUCGACCAGGGUAAUAACCCCAUGGGCGAUGUCACUGGGUGGGUGGCUUGACGCCUGUCAUGGACGAACUGGCUAUCCUUUUUAUAUAAUUGGAUCCCAUGUCUGCUAUUAUAUACCUAUCUUUGUAUUAUUGCCUUUGAGCCUCUAAACGUUGAGAUACCCAUAUCUAGUAUCAACAGAUAUUCACGGCAUACUUUGCCCUUAUAUUAGAUAUGAAAGCCUAUAAGCCAGGACGGAGUUAAUGGUUUUCUAGAUGCAGCCAUGUCGAUUCGCUAACUUUUUUGCAUUAUGUUAGCUCUGUAUGACAAUCUCCUGGCUGAAUUUUGUACAAUGGAUAUGUAUUCCAUUGUUAUGUCACCGAGACUCGGUAUCAUACUAGAAGGAAAUACAGAAAAUACAUCCAUUCAAAUUUUUCAAUUAAUUCCGCAUGCCUUUUAAUUACUAC